Molecule: messenger RNA, 2376 nt
Organism: Aspergillus uvarum CBS 121591
Lineage: Eukaryota; Fungi; Ascomycota; Eurotiomycetes; Eurotiales; Aspergillaceae
Product: potassium channel family protein
Exons: 2
Coding region: 225-2267 (680 amino acids)
Biological process (GO): stabilization of membrane potential; potassium ion transmembrane transport
Cellular component (GO): membrane
Molecular function (GO): potassium ion leak channel activity
Source: RefSeq, a predicted model, not a curated record
CAACCAAUGAGAUCCUGAUGUGUCUCUGUCCUGGCUCCAUUCAUUGCCUUCGAGAUCUGCAUCUGUGUAUAUGACCAUGAGAAGGAAGUGCCAUUCAUUAUCCCUUGAAUUUAUCAUUGAUUGUAUCGCCAUGAAACCUCUUUUUUGAUUCCAUAGGACUCUCCUGGAGUCGCUCCUAGCCAGAACGCGGCCGUGGCCCGCUUACUCCCAGAGACAAAGCAACCAUGCCAGAUAGCUCGUCAAGCCCGCACACUCCACAGAAGAGGUCGCUUGGAGAGAAACUUCGAAGCCCAUUCCAUCCGAGACCUGCCGACGACGAUGAACCACAAAACUGGUGGAUAGCAUCGACGGCAAUCCCGCUCAUUGCUGCCACAACAGCUCCCCUGGCAAAUGUCAUGUCCAUUGUGGCGCUAGUUUCAUCAUGGAAGGUGACGGUUCUGACCCAGACCGAUUCGUUCGGGCAACCCAUCCAGAAGUCCGUGGGAGACCCACGAUGGUGCAUUGCUCUCAAUGCGACAUCCCUUGCAUGCGGCUUGGUGGGUAACUUGUUCCUACUGUUCAACUUCACCCGGACGGUGCGGUACAUCCUUGCGUUGCCCGUAUCGAUCAUCCUCUGGUUCCUUUCAACCUCCAUCUUGAUCGGUAUCACAUCGGCAAUGCAUGUCUAUUCUCCUCCCGUACCUCCCAAUGAGACGUACUCGCAGGCAUACUGGAGUGCAGUGAUUGCCGCAGUGCUCUACUUCAUUCUCGGCGUGAUACUGCUGAUUAACAUGCUCGGAUAUGUUCUCGGACACUAUCCGCAGUAUUUCGCAUUGACUGACGGCCAGCGCACGCUCAUUCUGCAGACGACUGCCUUCGUGGUCUGGCUCAUAAUCGGGGCCGCGAUUUUCAGCAAUGUGAUCGGCAUCUCCUUCGCAGAUGCGCUCUACUUCUCGGAUGUCACCAUCCUCACGCUGGGCUAUGGCGACAUCACGCCCACGACCCCUGUGGCAAGGGGUCUCGUCUUUCCGUACGCGGUCAUCGGCAUGAUCAUCCUGGGUCUCGUGGUCAACAGUGUCCUGCAGUUCGCGCACGACAUCCAGUACAAACAGGUGAUACGCAAGCACGUGGAACGCAAGCGCCAAGCAACCGUCAGCCGCUCCGUGUCCAUCGAGCCCGGAGCGGCCUCCCAGCUCGAAUACAAGCCCCGGCACUCCGGCCGACCCGUCCGGAGCACGAUCGAUGCGUUCGCUCUGAUGGGCCGCCCGAAGCAGGUGGUCAUGAAGGAGGAGAAAGACCGCUUCGACGCGAUGCGGGCCAUCCAGCGGGAAACGCUCUUCUUCCGGCGAUGGUACAACCUGGUCCUGAGCUUGAUCAUGUUCGGCAUUGUCUGGACGAUUGGCGCGGUAGCCUUCUGGCAGAUGGAGAACAUCACGUACUUCCAAGCGCUCUACUUCGGCUUCUGCUCGCUGCUGACGAUCGGGUACGGCGACAUCACCCCGUCGACCAACGCCGCCAAACCCUUCUUCAUCGUCUGGUCCCUCGUCGCCGUGCCCACCAUGACCACCCUCAUCUCCGAGAUGAGCGACACCAUCGUCGCGGGCUUCAAGCACGCCACCGACGUCGCGGCCGACUGGACUGUGCUCCCCCAAUCCGGCCGCUACGCGAAGUUCGUCCGCAAGAUCCCGCCGCUAUACACGGCGCUCAAGCACCGCGAAGAGCACAAGCGCGUCGCCGAGGGCUUCCCCAUCGGGCCCGCCGCCGCCGACGGGGACCGGGACCCGGAGAGCGGCGCCAAGAGGUCCAACCACCUGUCCCCGAGCACUAGCCCUCAGGACGGCGGCGGCGGCAGCAAGCCGGAGGCAAAGCCCAUUGAGCAGCUCGCGAAAGAACCGGGCCCUGCCGAAGAAGGCCCGGUCUCCAACAUCCAACUAGCGCAAAAGCUGGCGCUCGCGAUCCAGCGCACGACGCGGGACGCCCUGAACGAGGAGCCGAAGCAGUACACGUACGAGGAAUGGGUCGAGUUCACGCGGCUGAUCCGGGCGACGGACCCGACGUCGAGCGUCGAGCUGCACGAGGACGAGUACGGCGUGCUGAACUGGGACUGGAUCGGCGAGACGAGCCCCAUGCUGGCCAGCCAGACCGAGCCGGAGUGGGUGCUGCAUCGGCUCUGCGAGAGCAUGAUCCGGUGUCUGGACGCGACGGCGAAGACCCGUGGCGUGGGCGAGCGGGAGGAAGACGAGCCGACGCUGCGGAAGGAGCGGGCCAUCAGGUUCGCUGAGGGUUGAUUUUUGGAUGUACUGUACUUCUCUCAUAUUCUUCCCUGUAUUCAUGAUUCUCUUGCUUUGGUUUUACCCUUGGAACUCUGCAUAUAUUCGAUUCUACUGUAAUCAUAUA